This is a messenger RNA of Haliotis rufescens (red abalone), 4158 nucleotides long. Its product is annotated as transient receptor potential cation channel subfamily M member 4-like. Gene Ontology annotation, biological process: calcium ion transmembrane transport. The transcript is spliced from 29 exons. NCBI's taxonomy places the organism in Eukaryota, Metazoa, Mollusca, Gastropoda, Lepetellida, Haliotidae. Gene Ontology annotation, molecular function: protein binding; ligand-gated calcium channel activity. Bases 137 to 4156 code for a protein of 1339 amino acids. Gene Ontology annotation, cellular component: membrane. The record is from RefSeq and is a predicted model, not a curated record.
GCACAUCCUGGCAACAAUGUCUGCCACCACAAUGUGUUUCCUGUGGGGUAAUCAACAGUUUGAUGCGACAGUUCAUUGCUUCAGUACACUGCUACAACGAACGGUGUAAGUAGGAGUUUUCCGUUACACUGCCGGGAUGAGUGAAUGUGACAGUUUAAUGGAGGCCCCAGACAAGAAUACAAGUGACAGCUUCGAUGCUGGGACCCUGCAGAUGGAGGGAGAGGACGAGGACGAGGCUGAUGGAAUGUUGCAGUACAGACGGAUGCCCUCAACAACAGACACCCUGGAGGCUGAUCCUAGAUGGAGAACUACAUUCAAUGACAUGGCGGGUUGGAUCAAACAGCUGUGUAUACGUGAAUGUGUCCUCUACAGACAGGACUUCAAACAGAGCAACAAUGUGUGUCGAUGUGGCCGCAGUGAAGAUGAACACACAGGAGAUGACUGGGAUGGAAACAAACUCAGUACUUGGCAGAAACAGAAGAGCUUCAUUAAGAAAGAGACUGAUACCUUCGGGAGAAUCUUAUUUGAGGCCGUUGAAGUGCCUUCACUGUUUGUCCGCCUUGACAACAAAACAUCGAGCGAGAAAUUGGCCAAUCUUUUGAGCAAGGACAUCCUUGAAGUGAGCAGUAAUGACCUGGUACUGCACUUCGUGGACUUUGAUGAAGCUGAACCCCGUGUUGAUGCUGCCAUUGUUGCUAAACUCCAGGAGAAGCUCAAGGAUGGUCUCAAAGUCCUGGCUGACAAGACACAGCUGCUGCUGACAUCACAUGGGCUACAGACUGGUACGUCCAGCCAUCUUCAUCACGCUCUCAGUCAGCUCCAGAGUCAGACCAGUUUCCGUGUUGGAGUUGUCACUAUGGCCUGUCCCUCCUGGGGCAGUGUGGAUAAGAAGGAUCUCUUCAGCGACUAUGUGAUGGACAGGGAUAUAAAGCCAGGCGCCAGGUCUCAGACAGAGGUUCUGGGGAGGAACCUGUCCCCAUACUUCAGCCACUACCUGUUUGCCGAUGACGGCACCUACCACGUCAACAUGAAACAUCUACAUCAUUUCAGAGAAAUGCUUGAGAAGGCAUUUGAGAAGGCAUUUGAAGGAACUCAUGGUGAGGGUCCCCCGACGGUGUUGGUGUUGAUGAAUGGUGGGUCCAUGGCACUGGCACAUGUGCUCAAGGCUCUACAGAGGCAGAUACCAGUUGUCAUUGUCAAGGGGUCUGGAGGCUGUGCUGACAAGAUUGCAUCCGUGUAUCUCAGAAAAAAACCCAAUUGUAGCAAGACUUUCGACACAACUGGCAAAGUCAGCUUCAAGUACCAUCUGAACGUGGAGAUGGAUGUUAAUGAUGAUGACGAUGAUGAGAUGAAGAUCAGAGACAUACUCAACCACUUUGAGCUGCUUACUGUCUUUGACCCACAACCCCAGACACUGGGGCUGCACAUGGUUGUUGUGUGGGCUUUGCUCAAAGCUAAGCAGGAGAGCAAGCUACACAAACUACUGGAGUCCUUCGUUGCAAACAGCAGUGGGAACAUCUGGACUGGGAACACUCACAACAUGGAGAAUCCACAGGAAAGAACACAGAUCAACCCUCACACCUACUUCCUGUUGGAGACGAUGUUCAACAGCAGCGCUGCCGUGGUGGAGGCCAUCUUGAAGGGCCUUGGCAACCUGAACCAACAUUUCACCAUGGACAACAUCAUACAACUGUACAGCAGGUUUGAACAUCUGGGGCCCUGCAGAAAGUAUUUGAAAGCAGCCAAAGAAAGAAAAUCUUGUUGCACUGAUUGCCAUGCGUUAAAUACUGUAUCAGAUGUGCGAACUGCUCUUCAAGAUAUUCUGGGUACCAGGUACCCACUCACCUGUACAGGCAAACAGUGUCAGUGUCAGGCAGUUGUCACCACCUCAGAUAUGAACACAGUUUUCACAGAGCCGCAAGACUUCCGGUCAUGUCUGCCCCCGAUUCAAGAGAUGUUCCUGUGGGCACUUCUGACCAACAAGCAGAAGCUUGCUAUGAUGUUGUGGAAGUGGAGUGAGGACAAAAUAGCAACUGCUCUGGUUGGGGAGGCAGUACUGCGGGAACUUGCAAAGAAGGAAGACAACUUGGACACUGAAACAGUGUUACACCAUAAUGCUGGAAAGUUUGAUGACUUGGCAGUGGAAAUGUUAAAAAAAUGUUACGAGGUGGAUGAAGAGGAAACGUUCAAUUUGCUGCUGCGGAGGACCAAGUGGUGGGGGAACAAGUCCUGUCUGCAGCUGGCGGUACAGCUGAAGAGUCGCGGGUUCAUUUCCCAGCAAGCCUGCAAGUCGCUCCUCGACAAGAUCUGGUUCGGGGGGAUCAAUGCAUCCAAGUCCUCCUUCAAAAAACUGACCUUGAUGCUGGGGCUCAUUCCAGGCGUUUCCCUCAUCCUCUUCCAGAUCAACAAGAAGGACAGAAAAGGGUUCUCCUUGGAUCCAGGCGAGAGGAAGAAACACAAGUUCCUCUGUGAGAAAGCUGUGCUGUUCUACACGGCUCCUGUCGUCAAGUAUACACUCAACCUGGUGAUGUUCAUUUCGUUUCUACUGUUGUUCAGUUAUGUGCUGCUUGUAGAUCUACAGGAGAAGUUCACCCCAUUACAGGGGGUGCUGUGUGCGUGGGUGGCCACCUAUCUAGGGGAGGAAGUCAGACAGGUUUAUGGUGUUCCUGAGCGCUCCUUAAGGAGGAAGUUUGCGGAGUAUUUUCGUCAAGGUUGGAACAUACUGGACCUGAUAACGAUCGUUGGUCUGAUGGUCGGCAUGUUGCUGGUCCUGGUUCCUGGAGAGACUUGCUACCUGAUUCGCAGGGUCAUCCUCAACAUCGACAUCUUCCUGUUCGCCAUGAGACUGCUCCAGAUGUUUGUUGUGAGGAAGAAUAUUGGGCCUAUGCUGACCAUGAUACAGAGGAUGAUUAGUGAUACUGCAUCAUUUAUGACAAUCCUCCUGGUGUUUGUCUUCUCAUACGGAGUUGUCUCCCAUUCGGUUCUGUUUCCACAAGCUUCUGCUGAGUGGCGCCUCCUAUAUGAUGUUCCUCAUCGAGCCUAUUGGCAGAUCUACGGAGAGUUCUUCCUUGAUGACCUUCAGGACACAGACAUCGUCAACAAGACCUCCAGCAGACAGCCUGAAAUUUCCCAGUACAUUGUGGAGGGCUUCCUUGCUGUCUAUGCCAUCAUCACACAUGUGCUUCUCCUAAAUAUACUCAUUGCAAAAUUCAAUUAUACGUUUAGUAAGGUUCAGGAAGAGGCAAGUAAGAUUUGGGCGUGGCACAGGUGUCAGAUCAUCCACGAGUUUUACACACGGCCCUGGCUGCCGCCACCAUUUAAUGUCAUCCACCUCCUUGUCUGGCUUCUAAUGUCAUCUGUUCGAGCAGUAAGAGCUGUGUGUAGCAAGUGCUGCAGGCAAUCUUGUUGCCACGGACACCAGACGAGGAGUCAUGAAGAUAGUGCAAUUCCACUUCGCAGUGAAGAUGAUUACAAAGGCGUGUCCUUUGGGCGGGUCCAGGCAUGUAGUGUGGAGAUCCUGUGGGAUGUGGACCAGCUGUACAGCUAUAAGAGAUACAAGCUGACAUAUUGGAGGAAGGAGAGUGAUAUUUCAGAUAAGAAUCCUCAGCUGACAUUGACCUUGUUUCCGACAAGGUCAUGCAUUGUGGGUAAUCUCCAUCCCUGGACUGAGUAUCAGUUUGAAAGUUUCGGUGGCUGUGUUGGUCAGUCUGGCAUUGUGGACACCUGGGAUCACCUGGGCAUUAUGAACAUACAAACAGACAAUGAUAAGUCUGAGGCCUUUCGGAAGAUGGAGAAGGACAUCGCUGCCAACAUCCUGGCCAUGACUCCCCGUGAGGAUGUUGUACUACAUAGGACUGAGGAGCUCUGUAAGGAGAUGUCCAAGAUGGGAAGGUCCAAUAGGACCAGUCAGCAGACAUCAGCCAUGGCCCUGCAACACCUCAGUGAGGAGGUUGCCCAGUUAAAAGUUUUGCAAGAAACCUACCUGACUGAGCGAGAUGCUGCCACUGAAGUAGACAUUGAGAAAUCAGAACCUAUUCUACAAGAGAGAGUGAAAACAUUGGAAACGAGUAUUGAGGAAUUGAAACAUAAUCAACAGACAAUACUGAAACUACUCCAGGAUAUUCAGACAAAAUUGCCAGCCUUUAACGUUCCUUAGCA